AACAGCUUACUACCUAAAGCCACAUACCGAACUGCACUGAACUGUAAACAACCUAUUCCAUAUUAUAGUUCAUUGUAAUGUGGCCGGUUAAGUGCGAUUAAGUACUGUUGAUUAAUAGCAUUUUCAGUAUUCAUAAAUCAGUAGCACGAUAUGUCGAGGAAUGUCAUAGAAUUGCAGCGGAAACGGUUGAUGGAUGCUUUCCAAUGUGAUUGUCAGACAUUAUUAACACGUUUCGAAUUAACUUACAACACUCACUUUCAAAAUUUCUGUGAAAUUUGGAGAGAGAUGCAGUUCUCAUUGAUAUUUGAGUGUCAACCCUCUGAAAUAAUUUUAAGAAUUUUUUAUGAAAAUGCUCUUCAUAUAACAAAACAGUUUAUGGUGAAUGCAUCUAAUCUGAAAGAACGUAUUGGUGCUCUAUAUCUUAUGUACAGUGUAUAUUAUAUGGUAACAGAUAAGGCAAAAUUUAGAAUGACUUUGUCAGACUGGAAAUGUUUAAUGGAUCUACAUCAGAAAGUUAAAGUGGAAGAAUAUCUCGAUGCUAACUAUAUUUUGUGUAAAUUAAUUGUUGAUCGUGCAUUUAUCCACUGUCUUAGCGACAUUGAGUAUGGUAUUGAGAAACAUUCCCAAAAGAACAUGGCAGGAUUUGGAGUAGAAUAUAACUUAAUGGCAGAGAUCAAAGAACUGGCAGCACCUUGGAAGUUGUUAUCAACAAUCAACGAUUUAAGCAAAAUAUAUGAGGAAAAGAAGCAUAUACUUUUCAACGAGGAAGAAAUUUCUAGUGUACAACUUUAUAAUUCAAAGAUGGCAGAUGAUAUCAUCAAAAGUAUUCGUACAAUGCAAUCAAAGAACACAAUACUUUCCACAAAUAUUCUUCAGAACACCUGUAGUGAUGAACCGAUACCGUCAACGUCAACGUCAACAUCAGAGUCAGCGUUAGCGUCAGCAUCAACGUCGUCAUCAAUGACAUCAGUGUCAACAUCUGACAGCCAGAAUAGUCAGCUAAGAAACAAAAAACGCCGACUACAUAUACAACGUCGAAAAAAAUUGAUCCUGGCUAAGAUAGGCAAUGCAUUCGAAACAGCACUACAAUCAGAAUCUGAGGAAGAAACACACAUGGAAAUUGAUUCUGAUAUAGAUCCUUUGGAAGGCGUGUAAAGGAAAUUUAAUUGUUUUAGAGGACGAAGCAGGAUUAUAACUAAAAAAUUAACGGUAAUAAGUGAAAGACAAUUUAGUAAUGAAAAUUAUGAAUUUUUUUUUACUCGCUGGUCUUUGAUUGGGAUUCACUGCACAGGGCCAUAGAAUAAAUUUAUGUUCUCUAUUGUCCUACUGUAAACAUAAUGAAUCAGUUUGUUUUAAUAAGAAAAUAUUAACUGUAAGGUAAAAAACAAAUAUAUAUAUAUACAUAUUU
Harpegnathos saltator (Jerdon's jumping ant) is the source of this 1408-nucleotide messenger RNA. It is a transcript of the gene Pbp45, whose product is annotated as proximal sequence element A Pbp45. NCBI's taxonomy places the organism in Eukaryota, Metazoa, Arthropoda, Insecta, Hymenoptera, Formicidae. The record is from RefSeq and is a predicted model, not a curated record. The coding region runs from base 151 to 1155 and encodes 334 amino acids. The transcript has 5 exons. Gene Ontology annotation, molecular function: sequence-specific DNA binding. Gene Ontology annotation, biological process: snRNA transcription by RNA polymerase II; snRNA transcription by RNA polymerase III. Gene Ontology annotation, cellular component: snRNA-activating protein complex.